AUGAUCAACUUAUCACAAAUAUAUAAUUUUGGUAAGGGGAAGGGGAGAAGACUGAUUAGAAAAUUGCCCAGGGAAUUCAUUUCUUCUGCCCUUCAAGUUCAUAUGCCAACACUGGGUCUAUCGGGAGAUCAGGACAAGUUAAACAAAUCAUUGAGAAGCAUCAGGAAAGAGUUUUUACCAGAUUUAAAAUCAGAAGAUAAUGAAGGAAUUGCUAUAGAUGCUAGUAGAUCAAACACUAAAAAUACUAGCGUGAAUGGUGCUAGUAGUGAUUCUGAAAUUACCGUAGCGAAAAAUCGAUUGCACAAAAGAUUGUGGAAUGCGGCUAGAAAGUCAUCAAAACACUGGAAUUUGGCUGUAAAGAAACUGGAAAUUGCAAAUUUACCUCUGGAUGAAGUCACCGGGACACUAUUAAUCCAUGGAUCACUCCUUUACAAAUCGCAUCAGGAAGCACUAGAAACACUAUCAAUUAUGAAAAAAGAAGUCAUACACCCUUCGUUGCUUAGAUAUAAUGCGCGUCUAAUAGCUAUACAUCAGGAGUUAAGCAAUUUGGGCGCCAGACCAUGCAACAUGAAUUGGCUUAAGGUGAUGAGAAGUUCUUGGCUAGUCGCUUCGUUUGUAAAGGGCAGGAGGGAGAGAUUUAUUCAGAGGAAUAUGGGCCAGGGGAUUCACAAACCUAGUUUGCUUUGGUUCAUGGGGUAUGAUCCUUUACUCACGCAUGAAAAGUUGUAUUGA
Molecule: messenger RNA, 732 nt
Organism: Babesia microti strain RI
Lineage: Eukaryota; Apicomplexa; Aconoidasida; Piroplasmida; Babesiidae
Product: conserved Plasmodium protein, unknown function
Exons: 2
Coding region: 1-732 (243 amino acids)
Source: RefSeq, a predicted model, not a curated record